UUCUCAAUCUAAUUUUAGAUCUAUCCUUUCUAAUUUGCUUGCUUUAAAUUAUUUCCAAAAAUUCUCCAUUCGAGAAUUUUCGGUUGAAAAUUUGUUAUUUUGGCUUGAUAUUGAACUUUUCGCUGCUGGAACUUGUGAUAUAGAAGAUAAUUACUUUGAAGAUCAACAAAGUGUCAUCAUUCAUGCAAAAUAUAUCUAUUUAACUUAUAUAGGUUCAAAUGCUCCUUUACAAGUUAAUCUUAGUGAUGAGAUAAGAAAAGAUAUCACUUGGCCAUUGGAGGAUGAUUGUAUAGUGGAAAGAAAUAUGUUUGAUGAAGCUCAAGAAGCUGUUUAUCAAUUAAUGAAAGGUCAUUCUUUUACGCGGUUUGAACAAAGUCCUGAAUGGAAAGAAUGUGAAAAUAUAAAGAUGACUGAUCGUGAAAUGACUGAACCACUUGGUUGUUAUUUCCGUCCAAAUAUGUCAUUAAUGCUCGCCAUCACCAUGGCACUUGAUGAUAAUUGUAAUCCUGCUCCAAUUUCUCAUCAUUAUAAAGAACAAACUUUACAUUCCAUUCUUUCUCAAUAUUUUCCAGAAACUAUUCUUCUUGAUAACAAUGGAAAAAGGAGAGAUUAUUGUGAUAUUAAACAUAAAAAUUCGAGUGAAACUAUAUCUUUAAAUG
Messenger RNA from Racocetra fulgida, 659 nucleotides. NCBI's taxonomy places the organism in Eukaryota, Fungi, Glomeromycota, Glomeromycetes, Diversisporales, Gigasporaceae. The record is from the annotation of a GenBank genome assembly.